Molecule: messenger RNA, 1677 nt
Organism: Penicillium robsamsonii
Lineage: Eukaryota; Fungi; Ascomycota; Eurotiomycetes; Eurotiales; Aspergillaceae
Exons: 2
Coding region: 1-1677 (558 amino acids)
Source: RefSeq, a predicted model, not a curated record
AUGUCCAGCAUUCUUCACAAGGUCAAGGAUGCCGUGACCGGCCAUCAUGAUAAGGAGACCACCCAUAACUCCACCCAUGACUACUCCAAGACCUCCAACAAGAUCGAUGAUACCCGGGAUACUUACGGAUCCUCGAACAACACCGCGGAUAACAGCAAAUACAACACUUCAACCAACACAGGUUCCAACACAGGUUCCAACACCGCAGGCUCCAACACUUAUGGCUCUGGCUCUGGCGGCUAUGAGAAUACAUCUACUACCGGUACUGGAGGCUACGGCUCUGGUGCUAAUACCGGCUCUACCACUGGCCAAGGCCACAGCUCUGGCACUAGUGGCCUAAACUCUGGCUCCGGCUAUGAGAGAGGUACCUCGACUGGAGCUGGAAACUACGGCACUGGUAGCACUGGGCACGGUGGCUCCGACACCAUCCAUGACUCCAAGAAGGGUCCCAUUGAUGUCGGUUCAGGAACAUCCGGGAACUACGGAUCUAACAGUGCUGGCGGAUAUGGCUCCAACACUGGCUCCAGCAACAUCAACGACCUCGACAACCGAGGAACGCACGCUGGAUCCACCAGCUCCAACAACCCCUUGUCUGGUGGUCGAGACACCUACGGCAGCAGCACCACUGGCCGUUCUACUGGAGAGACCGGCUACGGCUCUAGCACCGGUCACUCUUCUGGACAUCACUCUUCUGGACAGACUGGCUACGGCUCUGGGAACACUGCCGACAACUAUGGCAGCACCACUGGCCACUCCACAGGACAGUCCGGCUACGGCUCCGGCAACCCUCUGUCCAGCGGCACAACCGGUCACUCUUCCGGACAGACUGGCUACGGCUCCAGCACCGGUCACUCUGGACAGGCCGGCCACUCCACCAGCCAUGGCUCCAGCAACCCCUUGUCUGCCAGCGACACCUACGGUAGCAACACCACUGGCCGCUCCACCGGACAGACCGGCUACGAGUCCAACAACCCUUUGUCUAGCAGCACCACCGGCCACUCCACCGGUCACUCUUCUGGACAGACCGGUUAUGGCUCCAACAACCCUCUCUCUAGCAACACCGCCAGCCACUCCACUGGACAGUCCGGCUACGGCUCCAGCAACACUGCCGACAACUAUGGCAGCACCACUGGCCGCUCCACUGGACAGUCCGGCUACGGCUCCGGCAACACUGCCGACAACUACGGAAGCACCACUGGUCGCUCUACCGGAGAGACCGGCUAUGGCUCUAGCACCGGUCACUCUUCUGGACAGACUGGCUACGGAUCCAGCAACACUGCCGACAACUAUGGCAGCUCCACUGGCCACUCCACUGGACAGUCCGGCUACGGCUCCGGCAACACUGCCGACAACUAUGGCAGCUCCACUGGCCACUCCACUGGACAGUCCGGCUACGGCUCCGGCAACACUGCCGACAACUAUGGCAGCUCCACUGGCCACUCCACUGGACAGUCCGGCUACGGCUCCAGCAACACUGCUGACAACUAUGGCAGCACCACUGGCCGCUCUACUGGCCAGUCCAACUAUGGCGAUAAUUCCGGAGCCAGUGGUAGCAACUACACCGAGCAUACCUCAAAGACUGGAAAGACCACUGGCCCCCACGGCUCUGACCUCUUGAACAAGCUCGACCCCAGAGUUGAUGCGAAAGAUGCCCUCGGCAGUCAGCGCAACUACUAG